UAAGCCCACAAAAAGCUAAUAGGGAAAGAAUACGUAGGGUUUUUUUUUAUCCCUACCACUGCGCUGCCAUAAGAGAAGUACAGGGAGAAACCAGGGAACGGGCCAUAGCAGUGAGCGGCAGCUUAUCUUCUUCUUUAUUACAAAAAUGGUUGCUUUCAGGUUUCAUCAGUACCAAGUGGUGGGGCGAGGUCUCCCAACAGAAGCAGAUCAGCAUCCUAAGAUCUACAGAAUGAAGCUUUGGGCCACCAAUGAAGUCCGUGCCAAAUCCAAGUUUUGGUAUUUCCUGAGGAAGCUGAAGAAGGUGAAGAAAAGCAAUGGACAAGUUUUGGCAAUUAAUGAGAUUUUUGAGAAAAACCCUACCAAGAUCAAGAACUACGGCAUUUGGCUCCGAUAUCAAAGUCGAACUGGUUAUCACAACAUGUACAAGGAAUACCGGGACACAACUCUCAAUGGUGCAGUAGAACAGAUGUACACUGAGAUGGCAUCUCGUCACAGGGUGAGAUUUCCAUGCAUUCAAAUCAUCAAGACAGCUACUAUCCCAGCAAAACUUUGCAAGAGGGACAGCACCAAGCAGUUUCACAACUCCAAGAUCAAAUUCCCACUGGUAUUCAAGAAGGUCAGACCACCUACUAGGAAGCUUAAGACAACAUACAAGGCUUCCAAACCCAACUUGUUUAUGUAGUAGUCCAUAAUUGAUGAUGGUAGGGUAAAAGCCCAUUUAGGUUGAUUACUUGUCCUUGAGAUGGAUAGCAUACAUCAGAUUUUGAACACUUUAUGUUUACUUUUGUAGCCCCUUAUGUCUUGGAAGAUUUUGUAGUUUGAGAAGUUUAUUUUUAAUUUGAUUACCUUGGUGAAUUACUAUUUAUAAUAAUAUUGGACCAUUGUCUAGUUGGUGAA
Molecule: messenger RNA, 897 nt
Organism: Gossypium raimondii (Peruvian cotton)
Lineage: Eukaryota; Viridiplantae; Streptophyta; Magnoliopsida; Malvales; Malvaceae
Product: 60S ribosomal protein L18a
Exons: 4
Coding region: 146-682 (178 amino acids)
Biological process (GO): translation
Cellular component (GO): ribosome; cytosolic large ribosomal subunit
Molecular function (GO): structural constituent of ribosome
Source: RefSeq, a predicted model, not a curated record